AUGGCCCAGCAAGGCCAGCCCCAGCCUCAGGGCGUGCAGGCUCCUGCUGCUCAAAAUCGGCCUCCAAUGUACCAGCCCGGCCAGAUCAAGAACCUUCCAUAUCUAAGCGAUGACGAGAAGACCAAAUACGAGCAAGGAUUGCGGGGCCUCUGGACCAAGAUGAAUGGAUCUCCAAACAACAGCUCGGACCAAAUUGCUGCUCGACAGAAGAUCAUAGAGUUCUCCAGAAUGCUGAUUACCAAGAUUCAACAACGAAGGACUCAUGCUGCCCAACAACAACAACAACAACAGCAGCAGCAGCAACAACAACCUCAAGCCAGACCACAAGUACAGAAUGCCCAAGCACCAACAGCGGCAACGGCUGCCGCAGCAGCAGCAGCAGCAGCAGCAGCACAACGUCCCAAGAUACCCGAAGCCUUCAUGCAACACGUUAACAAGAUGACAUUUCGGCCUCCAGUGCAGCUUGCUGAUAAAUCCGUCGAUGCUGCCAAGUGGAUUGAGGAAAUGAAGGAAAGAUAUGCUCGGGCUCUCAUGACUAUGGAAACAACUAAGAAUAAGGUUGCUAGUUGGGAAAAGCUAAUAACUGACCGGGCAGCUCAAGGAAACCCUCUCAAAGAAGAGGAACAGAGACAGAUUCAGCUGAGGAAGGAUCAACAGCUGAAGCUGUAUGCCGAAGCUCACAAGUGGGUGGAGGGCGUUCGCAAGCAGCAGGGGAGCCUUCAAGGAGUUGCCCAAGCACAGGCUCAUGCCAAUCAAGCGACUGCUGGCGCCGCCGGUGCUGCUCAUGCUGCUACCCAGCCCGGUAACGCUACUCCAGUCAUGCCAGCUGCCUCUCCAGCUGCAGCAGCUGUGAGCAAGCCUCAGAACAGCGCACAAAUGGCCAACAAUGCCGCUGCAGAGGCAGCCAAAAACCAGCAGCAGAUGGCUGGCGCAAGCACGGCCCGUCCCGAACGCUGCCGUCACGGGGCAACAGCAGCUGCAAGGUCAAUCGCAGAUGCAACCGCAGAUGCAACAACAGAUGCAGGCACCACAGCAGCCGCAGCAACCCCAGCAACAGAUGCAGAUGCAGAUGCAGCCGCAACAACAGGCACAGCUGCAACAACAGUCAAGACGGAACCACCGCGGCCCGCACCAGUCAACACCGCUCUCGCUUCGGCUGCUGCACAGGCCCAGGUUGCUCAACAGACUGCAUCUCCUGCUCAGGCAGCGGCACGAGUAGCAACCCCACAAACUGCAACACCCGUUGCUGGCCCAGGACAGCCAACACGAGCUCUCAGCCAUUCAGCGGCAAUGUCUCUCGCUAACCAGAGGGCGGCUGGAAGCACACCUGGAAGCGCACCACUGCCCAACCAGCCUGCAAACGUCAACACAGCUGCCGUUACGGCUACUACCACGAACCCAAAUAUGGGAGUAUCGGGAGCGCAACUGCAGCAGGGCCAUCCUCAUGCCCACCCCACGCAACAGCAGCCUACCGUCCAGCCUAGAAUGCCGAUCCCCAAGCAGCUACCAGAAAAGGCUACUGCAGUGCCCCAGGGAGUGGCCGUUGGCGGCGGCGUUGUCCCUGGACGGCCAACCAUGUCCCAGGGCGGCGGAACGGUGGGAGGUGUCAUGAAUCAACCAGCAGUGCCUAGAGUACCUGCAUACAACCACGACGCCGAGGGUGACCACGUUCUUAGCAAAAAGAAACUGGAUGAACUUGUGCGUCAAGUCUGUGGAGGAUCUGCAGAGGGCCAAGACGGCAACCUGUUGACACCAGAAGUAGAGGAGAGCGUUCUGAACCUGGCCGAUUCGUUUGUUGAUAAUGUUCUACACGCGGCAUGCAGGAACUCCAAGGAACGCGGCUCCAAGGUGCUCGAGAUACGCGAUAUCCAACUCAUACUAGAGCGAACUUACAACAUCCGUGUUCCGGGCUACUCUUCUGAUGAGCUGCGUACGGUACGCAAAGUUCAGCCCUCUACUGGAUGGAUUGCGAAGAUGAGUGCUGUGCAAGCUGCCAAGGUGAUGCCCGGAAAGGGCGAGUGA
Messenger RNA from Trichoderma virens Gv29-8, 2022 nucleotides. RefSeq lists its product as uncharacterized. Gene Ontology annotation, biological process: RNA polymerase II preinitiation complex assembly; DNA-templated transcription initiation. Lineage: Eukaryota; Fungi; Ascomycota; Sordariomycetes; Hypocreales; Hypocreaceae. The transcript has 5 exons. Gene Ontology annotation, molecular function: TBP-class protein binding; DNA binding; protein heterodimerization activity. The record is from RefSeq and is a predicted model, not a curated record. Gene Ontology annotation, cellular component: transcription factor TFIID complex; SLIK (SAGA-like) complex; SAGA complex. The coding region runs from base 1 to 2022 and encodes 673 amino acids.